Messenger RNA from Clupea harengus (Atlantic herring), 1881 nucleotides. It is a transcript of the gene smpdl3a, whose product is annotated as sphingomyelin phosphodiesterase acid like 3A. Gene Ontology annotation, biological process: sphingomyelin catabolic process. Gene Ontology annotation, molecular function: sphingomyelin phosphodiesterase activity. The record is from RefSeq and is a predicted model, not a curated record. Lineage: Eukaryota; Metazoa; Chordata; Actinopteri; Clupeiformes; Clupeidae.
CCUCUGCCGUCCCGUGGGCGAAUUGCGUGUUUGAGAGUCACCAAUGUGGUCACGUGACACAUUUACACUUCCUGUUUUGUACAAUUACAUUGAUGUGGGGACCAAGACAUGGGACUAUCAUAAUAUAAUUAACACUUGAGCGUUUAGUUGGCCAGUCUCGCGCUAUGCAUCGAAGGGUUCUGUUUUGUCUUGCGUGCCUGCCUGUUUAUCUGCUGGUUGUGGCAGUGCCGACUCCAAAGCUCCAAAACGACCGUAAUGGCAAUAUCGGUAAAUUCUGGCACAUCUCAGACUUGCACUUGGAUCCCACUUAUCAUGUGACAGAGGACCGCACCAAAGUGUGCCUCUCCUCCAAGGGCUACCCUGCCUCUGACCCGGGGGCAUUUGGGGACUUCAUGUGUGACUCGCCCUAUCAACUCAUCUUAUCUGCAUUCCAGUUCAUGAAACACAGCUUCCCCCAACCAGACUUCAUGAUAUGGACAGGUGACAGCCCUCCUCACGUUCCAGCGGCUGAGCUGUCUACACAGCAGGUGAUCGACGUCAUCGCCAACACCACACACACCAUCAGAGAGUUCUUCCCCACUCUGCCUGUCUACCCCGCAGUGGGAAACCACGACUAUUGGCCCCAGGAUCAGUUACCGACGUCAACAAAUGAGAUUUACCAGGCUCUUGCCAAACUCUGGGCAGGUUGGCUUGAACCAGAGGCACUUGCUACCCUGCGAGAAGGUGGCUUCUACUCCCAACUCAUUCGACCCCAGCUGCGUUUGGUGAGUCUAAACACCAUCCUGUACUACGGCCCCAAUAAGGUGACGGAAAACAUGACGGACCCAGCUGGGCAGCUCCAGUGGUUGCAGAACACUCUAGAAGCCUCAAGACAAAACAUGGAGAUGGUCUAUAUCAUUGCUCACGUUCCCGUCGGUUACCUCCCAUAUGCAAGGGAUACCACGGCCAUGCGGGAGGUGUACAAUGAACGCCUCGUGGAGAUGUUUCGCAACUACAGUGACCUAAUUUCCGGACAGUUCUAUGGACACACGCAUAGAGACAGUAUUAUGGUCCUGCUGGAUCACCAAGGUAAACCGGUGAACUCUGUGUUCGUCACGCCGGCCGUCACGCCCAUCAAGAACGCCCGGGAGCCGUACUCCAACAACCCCGCAGUGCGCACGUACCUGUACGAUCCUGCAGACUAUGGAGUGCUGGAUAUCUGGCAAUACUACCUGAACCUCACCGAGGCCAACCGAGAAGGCAGCUCGGAGUGGAAGCUGGAGUACACGCUGACCGGGGCCUUUGAACUGACAGACGCUCGGCCCCAGAGCCUGCUGGAGCUCGCCCUCGCUCUGGCCGAGCCAGGGAGCAAAGCCUUUCACAAGUACUUUAAGCACUUCAUGGUGAGCUACAAUGACACCAUUACGUGCGAGGGCGACUGCAAAUCCACUCAGACCUGUUCGGUCAUGUUCCUUGACCGUGAUUCUUACUCGGCUUGUGUGAAGAAAAUGGGAAAGAAAAAGUAGGGGAACAGAUUGAGUAGCAAGAGUUUAUUUUUUCACAAUGCUGGUGUUUUACAAAGAUAAUAAGGGAACAAAAGAGAGCACUUUUUUGUGUAAUUCACUGUUCUGAAAAGGGAAUUUUAAGAAUUUUCUGGUGCGGGUAUCGGACACAGAUGAAUGUAGUAUUUUGAUUGAAAAAGGGAUUUUGUGAAAAGUGAAGGGUCUGGACUACUGAUUUCUAAAGUGAUUGUUAGAUUAGAAGUGGGUGCAUGGCAAGAUGGCUGAUCAGAAUUCAGUACGAGUUUCCCUGAGGGACAAAUGCUGAACAAAUUAUUAUUUUUUUUUUGUUAAAUGAAAUUUUGUUAAAGGAAAGUUCAUAAAUAAAUACUCUUUUGUCAUG